GAUGAUCCGCCAUGAUGCUAAAGUAAUGUUGGGAGUCACUUUCCCGAUGUUGGUUACGGGUGUUCCCGUGUCUAGAAAGUAUUAUUUCAACAUUAUAAUUUUAUCGGGGUUUUGUAUGCGCUGUAGAAAGCUUCAAAAGCGUUUGAAGCUUUCGUAGUUGUAUUCAUGGAACUAUGAACCUAGACUCUUUGUCUUUUGCUUUGUCUCAAAUCAGUUAUUCAGUAACAAAUUUAACCAAGAAAAAUUUCAAGUCUGGUGUUCAGGAGAUAUCAAGACUCGUAGCCCAGCACGGCUUAGAAGCAGAGAGGCACCUCCUACGGUGUUUGUUUUCCCACAUUGACUUUAGUGGUGAUGGUAAAAGUAGUGGAAAAGACUUUCAUCAGAUUCAGUACCUAACUCAGGAGUGUGCCUCAUUGAUAAGCAAGCCUAGUUUUGUAUCGAAUUUGUGUAGUGCAAUAGACAAACCUUUGCAUCAUCAGAAGAGCUUGAGAUCUUCUUCUCAGCUUCUGUCUAAUUUGAGUAAAGUGCUUAAACUCACUCGAGUACAAGAAGUAGCAUUUGGACUUGCACUUCUUCAUUCUUCAAAUAGUGACCUGUGUAAUCACGCAACUCAGUUCUUGAAACAAAAGGUUCCUGAACUUUUGCGAUCUUACACUGACUCAGACUCCACAGCUGAUCAAGAAGGAAGCUUACAGGAUUCUGCACCUGAAUUUCUUCAUCUGUUGUUAAUUUACAUUCUUCACUCUCCCAAAGAUCAGGUUGGGUUAACUACUGAACAGAAAGAAUCCUUCCUGCAAUCCUUAAGAAGAGACUUUCCACAACCAAGAGUUCCAGUUAUAUUGGCACCCUUGUUAUACCCUCAAAAACAGGAAAUUCUUAUGGAAAAAGCAGUUUCUGAAACAUCAGCAAUGGCUAAACAGGUUGAUGAUUCUGUGGCAGAUCUCGUUAGGGAAAUGGGAUACUGUUUUACUGCAAGUGUGGAAGAUUGCAAGACAAACUUAUUACAUUUAUGUCAGAACCAGAUUAUGCCAUCUGUCGUAGCCAGAAUUUUAUCUGUGAUGGCAAGAACACAUACAGGGCUUGGUGAUAGUAUUUCAUUACAGAGUCUUGGUUCAGGAGGGUCUAUGUGGAAUGAUUCAAAGGACAAGAAUGAUGGAAACCACUUCACUACAUGGAGCGUUGAUGUUUUUGUCCAAGCUCUUCAUGAACUAGUGCCAUCUCUGAAUUGGAAAGAAGUGGUGCAAGAACUAGACCAUCCUGGUUUUUUGUUAAAAGACAGACAGGGACUUAAACUUUUGUGGCACUCAUUGAUUAGAGGAUUAAACCGUGAGGUUUUUCCAUCUGAGUACAUAUAUAGGCACUGGAGGAAUUCUGAAGGACAACUAUCAUUAUUUCAACAAAUUUUAAAGAACUCGGAUUUAUUGUGCCUGUUGGAUUAUAACUGUCACACUGUUGUAACUGAUAUUUUAAAAGCACCACCAGAGGAUGAUAACAGGGAUAUUUCUAAUUGGAAGUCACUAGACUUGAUAGAAACACUGCUUCACCUCUCGGAUGUAAGCCAGUGUGGACCAGUGCAAGAACUGUUCAAGUUCCCUGUCCAGCAUUGUCCUGAUAUAUUGGUACUGGGGCUUCUGCAGAUUUCGGGUUCUUUAAACCUAUUACGACAAGAACUGUUGUCCAACCUGAUUCCUGUAUUUUUAGGAAAUCAUUCCAAUUCAGCAAUAGUUCUACAUUAUGCUUGGCAUGCUCAGGUCCAUGCUGUCAAAGUGAGACCUAUCAUCAUGCAUGCUAUGGCUGAAUGGUACUUAAGAGGAGAUUGUGAUCAAGCUCGCCUGUCUCGUAUAUUGGAUGUGGCACAGGACCUGAAAGCUCUGUCAGUGUUGUUAAAUGGUAACCCAUUCUCUUUUGUGAUAGACCUAGCAUGUCUAGCAUCUCGACGGGAAUACCUGAAAUUGGACAAGUGGCUGUCAGACAAAAUUCAAGAACAUGGGUUUGGUUCAAGUUUUCUUCUAGGCUUGAACACAAGCACAGUCAUGUCAUCAGCCAUCAGCUCAGCCUCAAUAAAAACUGGAUUUGCGGCACCUACUGUUGAUCGUUUGAGACAAGGUGAUAUGUCAGCCAUGUUCCCAGAAAUGAGCCAACAAGUGUCUAAGGAAGUGGAAGAUGAAGCUAAUGGAUACUUUCAAAGAAUUUACAAUCAUCCUCCUCACCCAACUCUCUCUAUUGAUGAAGUGUUAGAGAUGUUGAAGAAAUUUCAAGAGUCACCCAAUAAAAGGGAAAGGGAAGUUUUCAGUUGUAUGCUACGAAACUUGUUUGAGGAGUACCGGUUUUUCCCUCAAUACCCAGACAAAGAAUUGUUGAUAACUGCACAACUGUUUGGGGGAAUCAUUGAACAAGGUCUUGUCACUUUCAUGUCCCUGGGCUUGGCACUACGCUAUGUACUUGAUGCACUCAGGAAACCUCAUGGAAGCAAAAUGUAUUUUUUUGGUAUAACAGCCCUUGACAGGUUUAAAACAAGAUUGAAAGAAUACCCUCAGUAUUGCCAGCAUCUUUCCUCUAUUGCUCACUUCCCAGAUUUCCCAAGUCAUUUGAUAGAGUACAUUGAAUAUGGAGCUCGCACCCAGGAACCACCCAACCAUCCCCAGGGGUUAUCUUUACCUCAAAGUAUGGUUGGAAUGUCUUCAGGUUUCGGUCCUAUCGUUUCUGCAACGGCACGGACUGUUACCACUACCACUGCAACUGUGAUUACUACUGCUACUACUACAAAACCAUCAACUAUUGGAAGUGGAAAGCCAUCCAUUGCUAAUGCUACUAAUAUUGACACGCUGCUUGUAGCAACUGAGAAAGAUGAAAAGAUGGUAAUACCUCCUGAAUCAGUGCAGGACAAGGUGGGAUUUAUUAUCAACAAUCUAUCACAGAUAAACCUGGCACAAAAGACAGAAGAGUUUAAAGAGCUUGUGAAGGAAGAUUACUGGCCAUGGGCUUCCCAGUACUUGGUUAUGAAAAGAGCAUCCAUUGAACACAAUUUUCACACACUGUACUCCAAUUUCCUAGACACACUGCGCCAAGUAGAUCUUAGUAAACUUGUAGUGCGUGAGACCUUCCGCAACAUUAAGGUUCUUCUUCGAAGUGACAAGGGAAUUGCUAACUUUUCAGAUCGUUCUUUAUUAAAGAAUUUAGGCCAUUGGUUAGGAAUGCUGACGUUGGCAAAAAACAAACCUAUAAUGCAGAUAGAUAUAGACAUAAAGUCUCUACUUAUUGAGGCUUAUCAUAAAGGACAACAAGAACUUCUCUAUGUAGUUCCUUUUGUUGCCAAGGUUCUGGAAUCUUGUGGGAAAAGUCGAGUCUUCAAGCCUCCCAACCCUUGGACAAUGGGGAUCAUGAGUGUUUUAGCCGAGUUACACCAAGAACCAGAACUAAAGUUGACUCUGAAGUUUGAAAUUGAAGUUCUUUGUAAGAAUCUCAAUUUGGAUAUAAAUGAUUUGAAGAAGGAAAAAAUCAGCAAUGUGUUUAAAGACCACCAUAGACUUGCUCGCAUUGAACCACAGCUAUCACCUCUUCCAAAACGAAAGGAACAGAUGUUAAACAUAUCAAUUCCACAACCCAAGAUCCAGUCUUCAUCAUUGGUUCCUGCAAGUACGGCUGCUCCACCUAAGAUGGUACAGGAGGAGGUCUCUGCUGGAGUUCAAGCAGGAGUUGUAACUGUUCGAGGAAGCACCACCCCUACAGGAGGAAGCUCGGCAACUCCCAUGGCCUCUGGAUUCCCACAGCCACAGUUUGCAUACCUUGAUAUUAAUGUAUUAUCCAUAACUGGUCUUUCCCAGCAUAUCCAGAUUAAUAACCAGCUUCCGUUAUUACAAAGUCAUCCCCAUCUAAAACAAGUUGUAAAAUCUGCUAUUGAACAUGCCGUCCAAGAAUGGCUGGGACCAGUGGGAGAACGUUCCAUCAGAAUUGCUAUUGGAACCUGUGAACAGAUUGUUAAGAAGGACUUUGCACUUGAUCCAGAAGAAGCUCGAAUGCGCACAGCAGCCCAUCACAUGGUCCGUAGCUUGACAGCUGGUAUGGUAAUGAUAACUUGUCGAGAACCACUUAAUAUGUCCAUUACUACCAAUCUUAAGGCCUCAUUUCUUUCAGCACUUAGAGGAGCAACACAGCAGCAGAAGGAGCUUGUAGAACAGGCUGCCACUGUUGUAGCUCAGGAGAACAUUGAACUGGCCUGCUGUUUUAUACAGAAAACUGCUGUGGAGAAAGCCGUUCUAGAGAUAGACAAAAAAUUGGCUUCUGAGUAUGAUCGACGCAAGCAUGCUAGAGCAGAAGAGCGUCGUUAUUGUGAUCCAGUGGUCCUGACAUACCAAGCUGAAAGAAUGCCUGAACAAAUCAGGUUAAAGGUGGGGGGAGUCACCCUUCCACAGAUGGCUGUUUAUGAAGAGUUUGCUCGUAAUAUUCCUGGUUUCCUUCCCAGUCAUGAAAGGGACUCGGUAUCAAACUAUAUUUCCAAACCUCUCCAGGUUAGCCAGUCUUUUUCUACUGAUGAUAUUACACAGAUCUAUGACAAGGUAAUAGCAGAGCUUGACCGCUACAUUCAGAGCCUGAUGGCUAUUCCAGCAAGCCCACAAGCUGCAGCACUUCACAGUCUGAGAGAAGGAGUGUUUCUUGUACGAACAUCAAGAGAGAUUGUUACAGCUCUUACUCUUGUCCAGAAGACAGUGGAAAGUCUUCUAGAAGGGAUGACACAGCACUCACCUGAUCCUGAAGUUGCUAUUCGUUAUCGUGAUGGCCAUCUACUUGUACUGAAAGCUCUAGCUGAUCCCAGGGCAUUCGGUACCCAAUGGACAGUUAAACAUGUUACUCGAGCUCUAAUUGAAUGUCGUGAUGAUUAUCGGUAUAACCUGGAAGGUGUGGAUUGUCUUAUUCGCAGCCAUUUGGUCAACAUGCCUUCUUAUGAUCUGCAUCUUACCCAGCUUAUGGAAGGUGGAUUGAAUUAUCUUGCCGUAGCUUUUGCCAUGCAGCUAGUAAAGCUUUAUAUUGUGGAUAAACGUCAUGAUGGCUUCUUUUCAGAGGGUGAUCUUUACCAUACAGUGGAAAUACUUGCUCGAAUUGCUACUCACUCCAGACAGCCACCAGAAGGUUUGUCACAGUUAAUUGACAUGGUUCAGUGUGCAUCACAGGAAUCUGGAUUUUUAGAUCGUGCACCAGGAGGACCCAUGUCUAUGAUGCACUCUGGAAUCUCCCAAGCUCGUGAAUACGAUGACCCUCCAGGGCUUCAUGAAAAAACAGAAUACCUCUUGCGUGAGUGGGUGAACAUGUAUCAUAAUGCAAGUGCUGGGAGGGACAGUACCAAAGCCUUCACUAUGUUUGUUCAUCAGAUGAAUGUACAGGGAAUAUUAAAGACUGACGAUUUGAUUACUAGAUUCUUCAGACUUAGUACUGAAAUGUGCACAGAGCUCUGCUACAGAGCCUUCUCAGACCAAUCUAAUCCUUCCCCAUCUUUAGUGCGAGCCAAAUGUUUUCAUACUUUAGAUGCCUAUGUAAGGUUGAUCACGUUGCUGGUGAAACACAGUGGUGAUGCCAACAAUAGUCUCACAAAGAUUAACUUACUCCACAAGGUCCUUGGUAUUGUUGCUGGUGUACUGCUUCGAGAUCACGACUUUCGGAGCACAGAAUUCCAACAGUUACCCUAUCAUCGAAUCUUCAUUAUGCUUUUCCUUGAACUCAGUGCCCCAGAACAAGUCUUGGAGUCUAUCAGUGUUCAGGUUCUAAAUGCAUUCUGCAAUACUCUUCACAUCCUACAACCUUCCAAAGCUCCUGGGUUUGCCUAUGCCUGGCUUGAAUUAGUAUCACAUCGAGUGUUCUUAGGGAAGAUGUUGGUACUCACUCCACAGCAGAGAGCUUGGGGCAUGUAUGCUCAGCUGCUGAUUGACAUGUUCAAGUUUUUAGCACCUUUUUUAAGAAAUGUGGAGCUUCCCAAACAGAUUCAACUUUUAUACAAGGGAACACUCCGUGUUUUGCUGGUGUUACUUCAUGACUUUCCUGAAUUUCUCUGUGAUUACCAUUAUGGAUUUUGUGAUGUCAUUCCACCAAAUUGUAUCCAAAUGAGGAAUCUUAUUCUCAGUGCAUUUCCCCGUCACAUGAGAUUGCCAGAUCCCUUCACUCCCAACCUUAAAGUUGACUUGCUACCAGAAAUUACCCAGGCCCCUCGUGUUCUAACUAACUUUGCUAGCAUGAUCCAGCCAGCAAACUUCAAGAAGGAUUUAGACUCGUACAUCAACAGCCGAAGUCCAGUGACCUUCCUCUCAGAGUUGAGAAGUAACUUGCAGGUAUCCAAUGAACCUGGAAUGAGAUACAACAUCCCAUUAAUCAAUGCUUUAGUCCUGUAUGUUGGUACACAAGCCAUUAGUCACAUUCAGACUAAGGGACAGGCUCCGAGUAUGGGAACGAUCACACAUUCUUCUCACAUGGACAUAUUUCAAAAUCUGGCUGUGGAUCUGGAUACAGAAGGUCGUUACUUGUUUUUGAAUGCAAUAACAAACCAGCUUCGCUACCCUAAUAGUCAUACUCACUACUUCAGUUGUACCCUGUUAUACUUGUUUGCUGAAGCGAACACUGAAGCUAUUCAGGAGCAAAUCACCAGAGUUCUACUGGAGAGAUUAAUUGUGAAUAGACCACACCCUUGGGGCCUACUGGUCACCUUCAUAGAGCUUAUCAAAAACCCAACCUUCAAAUUCUGGAAUCAUGAAUUUGUGCGUUGUGCCCCUGAAAUUGAGAAGUUAUUUGACUCUGUGGCUCGUUCCUGCAUGCCUCAAAAACCUUCUUCUGACACAGCCAGCACUUGAAGAGAUGUGGCGAUGUAUAGGAUUUUUUUAAAAGGUCUCACAUUUCUCUUCUACAUUGUACAUUCUGCCAUGGUUGUCAUCGUAGGGACUUUUUUUUGUUUGUUUGUGAAUUACUGUACUUUGUUUGAAAUAAAAAUUCUUUGAAGCAUUA
This is a messenger RNA of Limulus polyphemus (Atlantic horseshoe crab), 6984 nucleotides long. Its product is annotated as CCR4-NOT transcription complex subunit 1-like. Gene Ontology annotation, cellular component: P-body; CCR4-NOT core complex. Gene Ontology annotation, molecular function: molecular adaptor activity. The transcript is spliced from 47 exons. The coding region runs from base 174 to 6833 and encodes 2219 amino acids. The record is from RefSeq and is a predicted model, not a curated record. NCBI's taxonomy places the organism in Eukaryota, Metazoa, Arthropoda, Merostomata, Xiphosura, Limulidae. Gene Ontology annotation, biological process: nuclear-transcribed mRNA catabolic process, deadenylation-dependent decay.